AUGGUUAAGAAGUACAGUAACGCAAGCAAUAAACGAUAUGUUUAUCCAUUACCAGUCCAUCCCACUUUGAAUUCCAAUAACCCUAUCUCGUGGGCUAUAUACUUGUAUAAGUGUUACACGAAUUAUGAAUCAUCGCAAAUUGCUAUAUCCAUAACUAAGAAUGGUCAAAUUAUGGUGACUGAGAGGGAAUCUAUGACAUACCUUUGGGAGCAUGGCUUUUUUGGUACAGGUACAUUGUCAAGAAGUGAGCCAUCGUGGUUUUCUCGUACUUAUAAUGAUGAUAGUAGCACAAAUGUGCUAGAAGCCAUCACUGAAAGAAGAAGAUUGCAAAGGUUAGAAUUCAAGAAUGAGCGUGAAAAGAUUACAAAACGGUUGAAUGAGCUACGAAAAAAGAGAGAUAUAAAUAGUGCUGAAGAUAUUGAAGGCAUUGUGAAGGAAGAAACUAGACUGCUAGAAAUUGAAAGGGAAAGUUUGAGGAACUUCAAAGAAAAGCAAGAAAGCUUGUCUGCAUCUAUAUGGAAACAAAAAGAUGCAGCAACUAGUCUGGAUAUUGAUUUGGUAAAUUACGAGUCUCUAGAGUUGAUGCCUGUAGAAGCCCUAUUUUUGUCUUUUGCCAUACCUGUACUGAAUAUUCGAAGCGAUGACCUUUUGAACACAUUAUUUCAUGAAAAUGCUAAUUGCGAAACGAUUAAUAGAUUUAUAAAUAAAUACGUUGCAUACCACCAUUAUAGAUCACAUGGAUGGUGUGUAAGGUCAGGAAUAAAGUUUGGUACUGACUAUCUUCUCUAUAAGAGAGGGCCCCCUUUCCAACACGCUGAGAUUUGCGUUAUGGUAAUCGAUAGUCAAGCUUCUAAUGAUUAUACUUGGUACUCCACUCUUUCUCGUGUUUCCAGUGGUGCGAAGAAGACUUUACUUUUAUGCUACGUAGAGGUGAUGUUAAACAAUGAAGAAGUAAUGGAAUUAUGGCAAAAGAAAGAUCUGACGACAAUUUUUACGAACUGUAAAGUUGGUGAAGUCAUAUAUAGGAGAUGGGUACCAGGUAAGAACAGAGAUUAG
Messenger RNA from Kazachstania africana CBS 2517, 1056 nucleotides. It is a transcript of the gene SEN2, whose product is annotated as tRNA splicing endonuclease subunit SEN2. Gene Ontology annotation, biological process: tRNA splicing, via endonucleolytic cleavage and ligation; tRNA-type intron splice site recognition and cleavage. Gene Ontology annotation, cellular component: tRNA-intron endonuclease complex. The record is from RefSeq and is a predicted model, not a curated record. Lineage: Eukaryota; Fungi; Ascomycota; Saccharomycetes; Saccharomycetales; Saccharomycetaceae. The transcript has a single exon. Bases 1 to 1056 code for a protein of 351 amino acids. Gene Ontology annotation, molecular function: tRNA-intron lyase activity; nucleic acid binding.